CCCCCACCACAGCGAGGACACCCCUCUGCCAAAUACGUCCUGAGAUCUUCUGAGUCCAGCUCCAUCUUUUCCCUCACCUUCAGCAUUGUGGAUCUUCUCCAUCUCCUGAAGGCUGAACCUGUGUGGUCAUGCUGGUCCUUCUGCUGCUGGGAGCAACGUUCCUGCUCAGCUGCAUUGAUGCUCAGAGCGUCCGAGCUCGCCAUCAGAACAUGAAGGUUCGGAUCAACGCCACUGGUGACACCAUCGUCAUGAAGUUUGUGCGUUCGAGUGCGCCGCUGAAGCUGGAAGGUUACAUCUUGGGAUAUGGAAGCAGGAUGUUUUCCAGGCAGUUCAUCCAGCUGCCCGAGGGCGGACAAGCUUACGAGACUGAGAUGGACGCAGAACCGAAAUACCUGGUAGCAGUCCAACCAGUCCAGGUCAAUGACGUAAAGAAAACCUGCACAGGUAAGGUGAACCUGGAGAAGAUGCUCCACCUCGUCAUCACCACCGUCAGCCCCACGGCGGUGCUGCUGUCCUGGGGAAACCACCUGAAGACCCCCUAUGAAGGAAACAUCCUGAAGGAGUGCCUGGAGGACGGGUUCUACACCAUCCGCUUCCGGGAGAGGAACCGGGAGUGGAUCUACCAGACGUGUCCCACCAGCGACACGGUCAUUGACAACCUGAAGCCCAACACGCCAUACGAGUUUGGCGUCCGUUCCAACAAGGACGAGCGCAGCGGUUUGUGGAGCAAAUCUCUGUACCACAGCACCAGCAUGGGCAAUAAAAAUGUCAAGCCUGUCAAGAUGCGAAUGCUUCCCAGAAAGCCGACGAAAGCUGAUCCCUUCUUCCCACCUCGGCUUGCCUUGCUUAACGGUACGAGGCCUCGUUCCCCCUCUGCUGUUGGAGUCCACAGCUUUCCUGGAUCACAGCACUCCUUUGCAGCAGCACCCCACCCCCCACUGCCAAAAUGGAAACUGUCCCCCCUUCCAGAUCUUCUCAGUUCAAACCCCCUCCCUGAGCAUCCUGGAAGCAGGGUUAGAAACGACAGUGCCCGGCGAGGGGAGCAUCCCAGUCCGUCCCUCUCUAAACUCCUGCCGAACUCCACCCACUCUGCCAACACUAAAACACCCUCCAAGAACGGCUCGUCUCCUAACCAGACCACCAAGGCACCCUCUAGUGUCCCUGUGAAGCCUCCUAACUCUGCGGUUCUCAUCAGGUCACAGGUGGACUCGUCCCUCUUGAGGUCCGCUCUGGCCAAUGAGAGGGCCAAAGUUAACACCUGGGGUCAAAGAAACCUGGGCCUGGACCCUUCCACAGAGACCAGAUCCUCCAGGCCGACGUCCAGAAACCCCCCUUAUUCCUUCUCUAAUGGCCUUAGACCACCCCAAUCUUCCUCUAGAUCCAGUCCAUCCUCCUCCUCAUCGUCAGGGACACUUGGGGUAAACGGACAGCGGCACCGCGGCUUUUCUCUGCCCAAACAGGCCAUAUGGUCCAGACACCGACUGGGAUCUCCCCCUCACCCAGUCAUCAACACCAGAACCAACCAGGUGGCCAAACCUGGAGAAACCAACAAGGAAAACGUCUUCCACCGUCCUGACAAGCUGCACAUCUUACAACCCAAAGUCCUGCCGGUGACGUCCAAGCCCACCAAGCAGGACCGGAGGCAGAGCACAACCGCCACUCCAACCAGCACAGCUCCACGACAGGAAACCUGGGAGGAGUCCGAACUAUUCAAGUCGCAGCCCGCCUCAGAUUUGGAUGCCAUGGGGAAGCAACGUUACAUUGCUCCUCAUGUCAUCUACCAGACCGGUAAGAAGCCAGAAGAACCCUGCUCCAUCACAACCUCCCUCAGCUAUUUCCCUGAAGAAGAUCGUGGCGAGGCCAACGUGACGUCUCCUCCCAGGAACCCUCCUUCCAACCUCACGGUUGUGACGGUGGAGGGAUGCCCGUCUUUCGUCAUCCUCGAUUGGCAAAAAACAGACAACGAUACAACAGAGUAUGAAGUUAUUUCCACCUCUAAAGGUCCUGAUGGAGAACAGGUGUCUGUCCUGACCACCAACCAGACCUACACUCCUGUGGAGAACCUCAAACCUGACAGCACGUAUGAGUUUAAGGUGAAGCCCAAGAAUGAGCUGGGUGCAGGUCCUCCAAGUGAACCUGUGUCUUUCAACACAGAGUCAGCGGACCCACGUGUCAGCGAGAACGUUUCAGGAAAAGACGCCAUCUGGACUCAAUUUCCCUUCAAGACGGACUCUUACUCUGACUGCCACGGAAAGCAGUAUGUCAAGAGAACCUGGUACCGCAAAUUUGUUGGAGUCCAGCUGUGCAACUCCCUCAGGUACAAGAUCUACCUGAGUGACUCCCUGAACGGUGAAUUCUACAACAUUGGAGACCAGAGCGGUUUCAGUGAGGAUCACUGCCAGUUUGUGGACUCCUUCCUGGACGGACGGACUGGCCGGCAGCUGAGUGCUGAUCAGCUCCCCCCCAGAUCCGGGUUCUACAGGGCUCUGCGGCAGGAACCAGUCUCCUUUGGACCGAUAGGUGGACAUUCCCACAUCAGCUACGUGUCCUGGUACGAGUGUGGAACCCCCAUCCCUGGUAAAUGGUAGUCUGUAAAGAGAAUCCGUUAAGAACCGUCACCUGGGCUGGGACAUCAGCUAGGGGCUAAAGGCCAGUGAACCCCCCUGCAGUUCGUGUACUUAGAGCUGUAAAACAUGUACAAGACUUCAUCAGUGAACUGUAAACAGAAGACAUCUUCAGACUAUAGCGAGCGCGCCUGAUCUUUGUAAUUAUGGACUUGAGAGCGGCGUGGGCUCCUCAGACUCUCUCUAGAUCUGUUUACUUUGCAGUUCCGUGAUGGGAAGCUGGCCCCCUGGAGGAAUAUUUCCAUAAUGAGAUGUUAUUUAUCAGACACUCUUUGACACUUCACAGUGAGGAACAUCAGCAGCUUCAGCUUGUUUGAUGGUUUGGUGAAGUUCUAACAAACCAUCCAGCUUCUUGUUUCUGCAGGAGAUCAGCAGGCAGCUGAAACUCUGGGAGGAGGUGGUUUCAUUUCCACUCUGCAGAGGAGAACAUCUAAAUUCAUAGUGAAAAUGAAGGAAUGUAAUUUAAUCUCUUAACAUUUUUAUCUCAUGAACCUCCAAGUCAUUAUGACGAUAUACUGUAAAAAAAAAAAAAAAAAACUUUGGAGAAAGAACCCAUCAAAUUCCUGGAUGUUAAUUGAUCUUCUAACUGUUGGAGCCUUCAGCUCUGCUCUCUGGUGCUUUGUUCUCCUCUGAAGGUCAUCAGAGGUCCGUUAGACCUUCAGACAAACCUGCAGGUUCCUCUCAUACGUCUAUUUAUGGACAAACUGUCUUUUCUACGAUUAGUGUCUUUGGUAAUCUUCAUGGUUCUAUUUGGAUCAGACUUUUAGGUCAGACUUUUAGAUCUGACCUUUGGAUCUGACCUGGAUUGGUUCUGUCAGUUUCCCGUCCUGCUGGUCUGUGGUGGGAGGCUGUUCUCCACAUUCAGAAGGUCUUCCGCAGUCAUCCUGUAGCAGGACAAUCUUCUUGUGUGUGUGUGUAUUUUUAACAUCUGUUUUUUUGGGUUUUCUGGAUUUUAAGUAAUAAAGUUCUGAUUUCUUUUUUUAA
Molecule: messenger RNA, 3608 nt
Organism: Oryzias melastigma (Indian medaka)
Lineage: Eukaryota; Metazoa; Chordata; Actinopteri; Beloniformes; Adrianichthyidae
Product: target of Nesh-SH3
Exons: 23
Coding region: 129-2588 (819 amino acids)
Biological process (GO): extracellular matrix organization; positive regulation of cell-substrate adhesion
Molecular function (GO): protein binding
Source: RefSeq, a predicted model, not a curated record